UGGGUCAAAUGAAUGAUUGUUUGUUAAUAGAUAUGUUUAUAAUGUGCUGUAUGAUUUGUUUUUGAAUGCUGUUUUAAGUUGUUUGUCUGUUUUAAGUUGACCUGUUUAAUAUUAAUGGUCCUAUGUAUCUCUGACAAGUUUAAGAGACAGCUCUGCUUUCUUCGUAUUAUCCUUGAGCGAUGUAGAUUGUUUUUUUAAAGAGUUGCUGACCAUACAAGCAUAUUUUUUUUUAUAUGAUAUUUUCGAUGGCAAGAUUUAUAGAUGUUUGUAGAACCAGGUGGAUUAUGCCUUGAUUAUCUUCAGUUGACAUUAAAUGCAAAAAGUUUUACCGGACGCUCUUAUCCAGAGCAAUUUACAGGAGAAAAUAGGGUUAAUUGCCUUGCUCAAGGGCACAUUGACAGAUUUUUCACCUAGUUGGCUUGGGUAUUCAAACCAGCAACUUUUUGUUUACUGGCACAAGGCUCUUAAUCACUAGGAUACCUGCCGCUGAGUAAAUUACAUGCACAGGCAUUUGGUCUGGUUUUCUAACUAACACAGUGGAUCAUUCAUAGUGUUUUUUGACCUCCAAUACCUCAGCCUGGAUCUAAGGAUGAAAUGACUAUAAUAGCACAUGAGAACAGGCACUGCUGUUGACCUACUGUAUGCUACAAAUAAAGGUCAUUAGGUGAACUGAAUGAAAACUGAAUCACCUCGGUGAUGGUAAAGUACUGUAUUGUAUUCCUCUAGCCAGAACAUGUUUGGAUUCUGUUAGUGUAGUUUUUUGACCGAUGCUGUUCUUCACUCAUGUCAACAUUCCAAAGUUCAAGAUGUACCAACAUGUCUCAAAGGUGAAAGAUUAGGGGAAAUUGUUGAGGUAUUCAAUGAUGGUCCUGAAGGGCUACUGCAGCUGCUGCUUUGCAUUCAAUCCCGCUGAUCAGGGACUAAAUACAAAUUGAAAUCAUUUCAAAUACUUUAGCUGUACUUGAUUGAGCUUGCCUGUUGCAAUGGAACCAAUAGAAAUCUCCUAAAAGUGCAAACCCCAACCACAUGGCACUCCAGGCAGGCUGAAGCAAACGCGGAAAGUAUUUGAACGAUUUCAAAUAGUAUUUUAACCCAGGUUUGCCUGGGUAAUAACUAUUUUGUAAGUCAGUUAUAUGACCUGUACUAUUCAGAAAACAUUUGGGUCCGGAAUGAGCAUUUUGGCUUCUUGUUUAUGUUUAACUCCUAGAAAAGGGUUUUUGGUAGUAAGUACUCUCAAUAACUAAACCAUUAUGCCCUUGUUGUUUUGAUUUGAGGGUGGAUUUCAGGGAUUACGGCGCCAUGUAUCUGAAUACCCUGGUAAUCUGGCUAGUUGGCACCGAAGAGUGAGGUGUUCGGAGGCUGUAGCUCGGCUUCUUAGCCAUGGAGACAGAGGGGCCGCCUGCUGCACCAGGCCAGUAUAGCCAGCCCGGUCAGCCAGGCCCAGUGCUGGGGCUUCGGAGUCUCUCCUUUGCCUACCAGGGCUUGCUAGAGAUCCCCUACGAAGUCAUACUAGCCCAGCAACACACCCUGGAAGUGUUGGACCUCAGCUACAACCUGCUGGAGGAGAGCCCAGCUCUCCUGGGUGAACUGGAGCAGCUCAGCACUCUGAUCCUGGACUGCAACAGCUACUCGUCCCACGUCAAGUUCCCCUACAUGCCAAGCGUCACCACCGUGUGGAUCAACAAGAACAAGAUCAGCAACCUGCCCAUCUUCGUGGAGGAGAUCCACCGCAAGUUUCCCAACAUUAAGAUCCUCAGCAUGAUGAACAACGAGGCAGCACCCAGCUACUUCAAUGGAGGGAGUCUGCCCCAGUACAUAGACUACAGGCAGUAUGUGAUCAGUCAGAUCCCAAGCCUGACGAUCCUGGAUGACACUGAGGUUCUGGGGAAAGAGAGAGCGCAGGCUAAGAAGACCUAUAGGAUGCAGAGGAUCAGGGAAGGCAGCAAAAGGAGGAAGGAGCUCCAUCGUUGAACCCUCCUUAAUAGUGCUACCUAUAUAACUGAUCUGAAGACGUAUCAAGAUGAGCAAAUCAUUAAUUCUAGCGAUAGAUGAUUAGUUCAAGCAAGCUAGCACCAGUUGUAAAUAUAUUGUCAACAUGUUAUUUGUUAAAAUGAAAAUGGGAUACUUUUUGUUAUGAUUUUCUAUGGACAUGGGGAAUUUCCCUUAUCAUUAAAGAAAUGAAGGGAAGAUAUUCCAUUUGAAUGGUGAAUGAAGAUGUUUUGCAAAAGUAAAUAAUUCCAUGUCACACUCAAACGUCAUUUUGUCAUUACUUGUAUGUUACAUAUGUUCCUUUGGCAAGAAAAGCGCUUAUUUAGGCCUAUGAGAUAUCAAAUUACCAGUGUACUGACCGAUCUGUCAAAAUGACCAUUGAAAAGUCCUAACUCAGAGAGUGAGAGUGACAACGUGGAAUUAUCAUGACAAGCAUGGUUGAGAAAUGGAUUGUUUCCUCAUAGAGUGUCCAAUUAUCUAUUUGAAAAGUUAGUUUAAAUCUUUAUCUUGUGGCAUUAAAGAUGAAGUGAUACACAGCA
Molecule: messenger RNA, 2528 nt
Organism: Salvelinus namaycush (lake trout)
Lineage: Eukaryota; Metazoa; Chordata; Actinopteri; Salmoniformes; Salmonidae
Product: U2 small nuclear ribonucleoprotein A'-like
Exons: 4
Coding region: 1381-1971 (196 amino acids)
Molecular function (GO): protein binding
Source: RefSeq, a predicted model, not a curated record